UGAGUAGUGACAGAAUGUGAAAUAACUGAUCAGUACAUUGAAGAUGAACUCUAUGGAGUCUAUCGACAAUGCCUUAAGAACCAUUUCAUCCUUCUUCGAGUCUACAUCGAUUUGCUAUCAGAUUAACCAAAAUAUUUAAUCAAUUCACCAGCAAUUUGAGCACAAUAUUGGAGGUGUUAAUUGCGUGUCCUGGCGUCAUUUAUGUUGCUCGGUUCUUGGUUGAAAGUUCGUUCCGUCAAUGAUUUGAUCUCUUUGUAUGAUCUAAUUUAUUGUCUGUAUGAGAUGAUGAUUUUAGCUGUGAAGUGAGGCCUUCUCAAUGCUUCUCGGGACGUCGAGUCAUGAGUUCCCUUGGAUAUCACAUGUGAGGAAGAGUGUUCAGAGAGCAAGUGAAGAGCAAGAUGAAGAGAGGGCAAGAGAGACAAGAAGACGAAGAGUCAAGAGGAAGAGAGACAAGAGUUAUUCCUGUUUGGUACUAUUUGAACUGAGAUUGGCCACAUCCCCAAAGGUGUCCUGCGCCAGUCACAUGGUCAACUGGUCUAUUUUCCGACAGUUGAGUUAUGGUCCAUUGUUUCAGACUCUUAAAAAUGUCCUGCUCAAAAAUAGUACAUAUUUAACCAUGAGCUUCUCUAUCUUGAGAAUGGACCAUGAUACAUGAUAUUCAUUGUCAUCGGAUCUUUCUUCAUACACAAACAAAUGUUUAUAUACUAAACAUGACAUGUUUUUAUGGAUGUUAGGUAAUAAAACAUGAAAAUCUCUGGUUACAAAAUUAUAUUGGUUUUACACAUCAUUGCAUUUUAUCGAGUUAAACCUUAUAGUUACCAUUCUUAGUAAAAUUAAAUAAAUCAUAAUAAAUUAAAGAUUAUAUUUAUCAAGUAUAGGUGAUUGCACAUCGCUACCUUCAUUUUAAAGAGUUCCAUCGGUCUAUAAUCCUUAAUUUGUUAGGUACAAACUUUACCACAGUUCAAAGUGAUUUUCAGCAUUAUCUAGCAAGGCUAGAUUAAGAUGAAAUGUCUUCGUAUUCUUAAUGGUCCUUGUAACCUUACAAAAGAGAAGUCUGCUUUAACUGUGUUUGGAAGAUCAGGUUGCAGAUGGGCCUUUCUGGCCAGUUAGGACGCUUGGGCCAUUUGAUUUAUGAUGGUGAAACAUUCCAAAAUGAAAAGCUGGAUUGUUCCUAGAUCCAGAUAUACGUUGUUUCAAUUCUUCUGCAUAUAUAAUCUUACACCUGAAAGUUUGAAGUAGCUGUAAAAGCUUAAAGUUUGAAGGUUUUAAGUUUGAAGUAGUUACAAGUUUAAUAGUAGUUUUGAAAGUUUAAAGAUUAUAAGACCAUUCAGUCUAUCAGAAGAUAGAUACAUAGAUAGCAGGGCUGGACUGGUAAUCUGGCAUACUGGACAUUUUACAUGGAAUGGAGCUGGCUGAGGCAUUGCUGUGACAUGGCCUUGAGCUGACUCUGGUGUGGCUCUGUCAUGGGCUGGAGCUGACUCUGGCUUGGCUGUGACAUGGCCUAGAGCUGACUUUGGCGUGGCUGUGACAUGGCCUGGAGCUGACUCUGGUGUGGCUGUGACAUGGCCUGGAGCUGACUCUGGCUUGGUGGCCAUGUCGUGGAACUCUGGCUUGGCGGCCAUGGCGUGGGGCAAAGUCGGGGAAGGCUGAGCCGUGGAUAACUUGGAAAUGACCUCCGUGGUCGUAAACAUGGACAGAGACUUGGGAACAACCUCUAUGGUUGUGGGCAUGGGCAGAGACGAAGUGUAGAACCCAGGUGCAGUUUAUUUACAGGAGUGAAGACCGAAAACCAUAAAUCCAACUGUGAACAAAAUUCUUGACUUGACUUGACAUAAAACUAGACUUGACAUGAAACUAGACUUGACUUGAACAAACAACAAAGUUACACUCACAAUAUCUGACACUAGACAAUGGCAAACAUGAGGGCUAAAAUACACAGACAUGAGUAAAAAGACAACCAAUGAACAGGCAGAAAUAAAAACAAGACCACAAGACUAAUAAACUAAAACCAAUGAUAAACUAGAACUGAUAACAAAGUAAUAAACCAAUGAAAACAAGACACAUGAACAGGGAAAACACAUGACAAGAUCACAUGAGGGAACAGGAAAUCACAUGACAUGACAGGAACAGGAACUAAACUUGAAAAUAAAAGACAUAAAAACAAGAACAAAACAGAAUAAACAUGACAGUUCCCUUCAAGCUGAAAAUCAGAAUUAUAAUUAUUAACUCAUCAAAAUUAAGUCAUCCAUUUUAGAUUUUUUUGAAUAUGGCAUUCUCUGAACUUUUGAAUACUCCUCUAAGGGGAUUCAUGAGACUGUCACCACAUUUAGACAAAAUUAUGCCAAGAUAUUGAAGAUGCUAAAUUGCAAACAGAUUUUGAAAUAUUGAACUGUGUUACCAUAGCGAAGCAUUAAAUUAAUGGCAAAAAAUGGGAAACAGCAGUGUCUCACAUUUACAUUUACAUUUACAUUUAUUCAUUUGGCAGACGCUUGUAUCCAAAGCGACUUACAAAAGAGGUCUCACAUCAUGUGCAAUGUGUGAUUUAGUUCAAAACUGAGAUGUAUGUUGAGGGCUAAUCACAUGGAUUUGAUUAUUUUGGGUUAUGGACAUAGCGCCACCACUGGGCAGUAGGAAGCGUGGCUCUUACAAGAGAUUUGAAAAUAGUUCUCUUAUAUUUACCCAAGUUGCUUCAAAAUUAUUUAGAAUAAUGUAAAAUACCAAAUGCAUGUGUCCACCUUGCAUUGUUUUCCGAAAGCCAAUGGGUGGAAAUGGACCCAUGGUGCUUGGGAUGUCAUCGCAGCUUACAGCUAUAUUAUCAUCUUGAAAUGCAUGCCACACAGUUGAAUCCCUCUAUGUCUAGAUUUUGUUCCUGUAGCGAUGAGUGGGUAACAAUUGUGGUUAUAAAUGUUUAAUUCCUCAAGUUUCAGAGUCAAGCAAAGUUAAGUGGUGCUGCUUAUUUACAUAGAUUGUAUUGCAUCACAUGGUUUCCUGUGCUUCCUCUUUUUUUCAAGAAUUUCACAACCUAACAUUAAAGCAACCUUGAGCUUAAGAUUUGACAUAUUGGUCUUCUGUCUUCUCUAGCCAUUUUGUGGAAGUGUGGCACUACAAUGAAGAUGUCUUUUUUCUCUAUGUAUUGAGACCUUUGGAUUUGACCCCCCCUUCGUACACUCAGUGACCCCUCUAGCCCCUUCCCCGCAUUCACUCCCUCAUUGUCCCUUUCAUCCAGCUCCCUUUUUUAAGAAACACGCAAUGCUUUUAACCUAAUUCAGCCCAUUGUUUGUCCCUGACCCGAACCCCCAUCCCCCAGUCAAAUAAACAAAGGGGGGAGAGCCGCUGUAGUCCCUGAGCAAGCCAGGUGUUUUCCACUGCCCGCCUGCUCCCUAAUGGCAGAGGCCUCGUGCUGCAGCUGCUUGAUAAGGCCUCUUUUAUGUGGCUCCAUUGUUGACCACACACUCCUUGUUUAUUCAUGGACUAUGUGGGGGAAGACCUUUUGGAAUGACAGCCACUACUUUAUCUCCACCCUCCCUUAGUGUGUAAACUGUGGGUGUCAGUGAGUGUGCGUGUGUGUGUGUGUGUGUGUGUGUGUGUGUGUGAGAGAGAGAGAGAGAGAGAGAGAGAGAGUUUACACUCCAUUGUAAGCUCCCUGCUCUCUCAUUGGUUUGCAGACAGCUACUGACUAAUGGGCAAAUGGUAGACAUUGUAGCCCCAUCUGCUCAAGCUCUCAUUGUUCAAACUGUCUUUUGAGGGAAAAAAGAUCUACAGCACAGUGUUCCACUUCUUCAGACUUGCUAGGGUUUGAAGGCACUUUAUCUGCUUGACUGGAUUUGUGUGUCCCUCAGUGUGACAUGGUUUCUGCUUCUUGGUUUUGAGUUGGAGAGCAACAAGGGGAAACUGUAUUUUCUACAAGACAAUCUGAUGACUCAGUAUAGCUGAGCAGAAAUAUAUUAAUUGACCAGGAGCAGCAGCAUUUUUUCAAGGUUUGGGUCUGGACUCCCUUCACUUACGGUUCACAUGAGCAAGGCAAACUGAGGGCUCCAUAACUGGUGACAAGGGUCAGCAGGGCUCACAGUCAGUACUGCGCUGGAUGUCUGUGGAAGCUUCAUGGGCCUGAAGGAGCAUCUGGAUGAUGGAACAGGCCACAUCCUUGAACUGGGACUGGAUCUUAACUACCUCCAUGUUAAAGCAAAAGACCAGCAGGCUGGCACUGAUGCUGGACCUAUCAUGGAAAGUGGCUCGUCAGACACUGUUGAUAAUGCAGCCCCCUGCACCAGAAGCAGGAGUUCUUCCCAACAAGGGGAUUCAGAUGAAAGUGAAGGGUCAGAUUGCGAGUCUGAGCAGAGUUGUAGUAGUCCUCGUGUGCUCAGUGACGAGUCUAUCCAUGCAGUCCACCCACCACUCUCUUGGUCUCCAUGCCUGGAUUUGUAUUCAACGGUUCUGGACAUGGUACCUGGAGAGCCAGGCCCUGCUGAUAUGCUCAGGAAAUACAAGACAAAGAUGGAGUUUGCCCUUAAGCUCGGUUAUGCGGAAGAAUUGGUUCAGCUGGUUCUGAACAAGCUAGGGUCAGACGCACUGAUUAAUGACAUUCUCGGUGAGCUGGUGAAACUGGGAAGUAAGUCAGAGAAUGAGGGUGGGAAGCAGUUUUCCUCCCAGUUAACUUCCACACCUUCAUCCUUUGGUUCAUCAUCUUCCUGCAGAUUCUCAGACUCUGUUUACUCCCACUUGUCAGAAUCUCUCUCUCGGACACCAAUGGAUGAUAAGGAUAACCUCCGCCCCAUUGUUAUUGAUGGAAGCAAUGUGGCCAUGAGCCAUGGUGAUAAGGAGGUGUUCUCCUGUCAUGGCAUUCAGCUCGCAGUUGAUUGGUUUCUUGAACGCGGCCAUCGAGACAUUACAGUAUUUGUGCCUGCUUGGAGAAAGGAACAGUCCCGCCCUGAUGCUCUCAUCACAGAUCAGGAGAUUUUAAGACGGCUGGAAAAGGAAAAAAUUCUGGUUUUCACACCCUCACGUCGUGUCCAGGGCCGCAGAGUGGUUUGCUAUGACGACAGGUUUAUUGUUAAACUGUCUCACGAAUCAGAUGGCAUCAUUGUCUCCAAUGACAACUACAGAGACUUGGCUGUUGAGAAACCAGAGUGGAAGAAAUUUAUUGAUGAACGACUUCUAAUGUACUCCUUUGUUAAUGAUAAGUUCAUGCCUCCUGAUGAUCCUCUGGGUCGUCAUGGGCCAAGUCUGGAGAAUUUUCUCAGAAAAAGACCCAUCAUUCCAGAGCAUAAGAAACAGCCCUGUCCAUACGGAAAGAAAUGCACCUAUGGGCACAAGUGUAAGUUCUAUCAUCCAGAGCGUGGCACACAGCCACAGUGUGCAGUCGCAGAUGAGCUCCGCGCUAAUGCCAAGAGCUCCACAAUUAAAAAUGUGGGUCAGUCAAGUCUUGUGAAAAGUCACAGUUUGCCUGGAGGCUCCCGCAUUGACAAAGCCUGCGACAGUAAACGAGUUCACCCAAAGAGGCAACCUGACCCUAACAUCCGUGCCCUCUCUUACAGUGAUGUGGAGGACAAGCUACGUUCCAAAACCAAAGCAGACCUGUAUAAGGGCAACUUUGUUCUGCCCCCUGCUCCGGGAGGCCCCCCUUCCUGUAAUGGGCAUACUCAGGAUCAGAAGGAUCAUACUAUUUGUUCGGUAAAGAAUACAGAAGCUUCACCACUGUCUCAAGCAGAACUGUAUCCAACCUGUGAGUCUUCAGAUCUUUAUUACUCCAUGGAUAGGGCAUAUUCUGGCCUAAGCCUGCCCUCUCAGAGGAGUCCAGAGCACCACUUCCUUUCUGAUCUUGAUCCUCGGACCAGCUCAAUGGCAUCAGACUGCAGCAGUGACAGCAGCGUGAGCUCAGAUUCUUAUGUCAUGGCAACCCACAGCGAGCAUUCUUGCAUGAGCUCUCCUGAUUUUUUCUUGGAUGAUGGUAUCAAGUGUCAUCACCAACAUCACCGCAGACAUUACCAAUUACCCCCUGUCAUUUCUCCAGCACGAAUGCGCUCCCCUGCUACACAUAACCAGCCAGGAUUUCUCCACAGCAUGCCGCGUGUUCAUAGCUUAUCUCUAGAAGACCAGCAGGAGAGCCACUUCAAGCACUCUGUCUCCUACAGGACUCCACAACUUCAGCAUCAAGUGGUAGGAGCCUGUUCAAGCUGUCCUGGAGAUGUCCCUCCUGUUUCUUGUAGCCUUGCCUCCACACGUGUGGACAGCAUGUCAGACUCCACGCUUUAUGAACACUCUCCGUUACCGCCCAGAAAGUCCAACCUAUCUCAAGGUAGCAAGAGCAGCUGGGAUUCAUAUUACAGACAGCACUCAAACCUUUGCUACAAGCCCUUCAGCUUCCAGGACUUUUCAAAGAACCAUGAGCAGAUGUGGCGGAGGCCCCAGGGCUGUCCCUUUCCUCCUCCACCUUCCCACCCUUUGUAUCCAUCCCGCAUUUUAGCACACCAGCACCAAGAGCCACCAGCCUUAAAUAAUUACCAAGAAGUACGAGAGAAAGUAUUUUCCAAUCUUUGUAACAUUUUUCCCUCUGAGCUUGUACAGUUGGUCAUGGGUCAGUACCCUCAUGUGACCGAUGCCCAGCAAUUGGCAGCAGCCAUCUUGGCAGAAAAGAUCCAUGCAAGAUAUUGAGUACUGAGGUCAGGGACGGAUUAACCACUGGGCCAAUUGGGCCGUUGCCCAGGGGCCUCUAAACCCAAGGGGCCUCAAGCUCUUAACCAAUGCAUGCUGGUCUACAGCAGCGUGAUCAUAACCACUCUAGUGCAU
Molecule: messenger RNA, 6786 nt
Organism: Xyrauchen texanus (razorback sucker)
Lineage: Eukaryota; Metazoa; Chordata; Actinopteri; Cypriniformes; Catostomidae
Product: probable ribonuclease ZC3H12C
Exons: 6
Coding region: 4102-6651 (849 amino acids)
Cellular component (GO): cytoplasmic ribonucleoprotein granule; nucleus
Molecular function (GO): RNA endonuclease activity; metal ion binding; mRNA binding
Source: RefSeq, a predicted model, not a curated record